CAAUUGUAACGACAGAAUGUGUUGUUAUAUCAACACAAUGGCUUGAUUGUCAAAUUAAUGAAUUAUUAACCACUUUCUUUAUUAUAUAUGUUUACAUCGUAAAUUUUUUUGAAAUUAUUCCGUACGUAUUAUUGUAAUCUCUCUAAAUAAAGUUAAUAUUUACAUAGCGGAAGAAAGCUAUGACUCAAUUUUUACGAAUGUUCCAAUAUUUUUUUACAAGAAUAAUUCUAAUACACAAAUUCGAAAGUUAUAUCCUAAAAUAGAAUGUUGUUCCAAAUCGUAUUCUUGUUAUUCUUUCUGAAUAAAAUGUCGCUAGAAUAUCUAUACUGCAGGUAGAAUCGAUGAUAUACACAUAAUAUAUUGGCGUAAUUAUAGCUGCGACAAGGCGGCAAUAGUAAAAGUUAGCGUCGGGAAUUUCUUCAAGUACCUUAGCGGCGCGCAGCGUGACUAAUAUCCCAUCGUUUCUCUCUCGCGAAUUAAACGAGCUCUCGACGUCUCGGUUCGUGUCGCGCGGCACACGAGGACUUGACACAUCUCUCGUAUAGAGACGCAGCGCGGACCGAAACGCGAGAAUUCGGAGACUUGUAUCACCGAAUGACACACUCGUGUUACAUCGUUUGAUGCUUACGUCGCAGAGUGCCGGUGAAUGAGGGCGCGUGGAAGGACGCACACGGGGGCCGACGACGGCCUUGAGGCAGGCUUGAACGGAGAAAUAUGGUGCACGAGGGCACAGGUCUAUGGCACGCGGCGGGAUUCAACGCAUCCAAGUGGCUGAUGAUCAUAAUACAUGGAUACCGGGUCACCACCCUCGUCCUGUACAUCCUGCUCAACGUGAUGGUGCGCACCGAAUAUCCAGCAGCAGUGACGGCCGAAAUAGUCGAUGUUAAUAUGAACUCGUUGGACGGCACGACGGGAAAGCCAUUAGAUGUCGAUCUACCACCAACUCUACCGAUGACCUUCGGCACGGAAAAUUCAACAUCGGUUUCGGCGCAAUCAGGGUCCACAGCUCUGAUGCCCUGUGUUGUCCACAAUCUAGGAGAGGGCACGGUAAGGGCUGUUGAAACAUGUAAUCCAUUGAUUGACGCAUGUGAAUUUGGUAUACAAAUAAAUGG
Molecule: messenger RNA, 1112 nt
Organism: Wasmannia auropunctata (little fire ant)
Lineage: Eukaryota; Metazoa; Arthropoda; Insecta; Hymenoptera; Formicidae
Exons: 2
Source: RefSeq, a predicted model, not a curated record